Molecule: messenger RNA, 1368 nt
Organism: Alternaria atra
Lineage: Eukaryota; Fungi; Ascomycota; Dothideomycetes; Pleosporales; Pleosporaceae
Exons: 1
Coding region: 1-1368 (455 amino acids)
Biological process (GO): phenylalanyl-tRNA aminoacylation
Cellular component (GO): cytoplasm; mitochondrion
Molecular function (GO): phenylalanine-tRNA ligase activity; ATP binding; tRNA binding
Source: RefSeq, a predicted model, not a curated record
AUGAAUACACCCUCAACCAUCCUUGCCGCUAUAUCGAGACGCCUACAUCUGCAACCAGAUCACCCUUUGACUAUCACACGGAAACUCAUCGAGUCACGGUUUCCAGGUUACAAGACCCACAAUGAUCUCUUUCCUAUCGUUACCACUGGACAAAACUUCGACUCACUUGGCUUUCCAUUAGACCACAUAGGUCGCAGUAGGACGGAUACCUACUACGUGAACAAGGGCACCGUACUACGAACACACACCUCAGCACAUCAAGCCGACACAUUUCGCAACAACGAGAGCGAGGGGUAUCUUAUCAGUGCCGAUGUAUACCGACGAGAUGCCAUCGAUAGAAGUCAUUAUCCCGUUUUCCAUCAGAUGGAGGGAGCACGAACUUGGGAUCGUCAGCAAGCAGAAAGAGAAGGCAAGACACUGGCGCAAAUCAUUUGGGAUGAUGUGGACAAGAUUCCCAAGCACAAUGUUGCGGUUGAAGACCCGAAUCCGCCUUUCCAUGCUGAACGUAACCCCCUUCAAGCAGGCCAUUCAGCAGAAGAGGCUGAAGCCAUGGCAGCACAUCUGAAACGCAGUCUCGAAGACAUGGUAGUCACGAUUUUCAACGCUGCAAAGGGUGCUACAGACACAGAAUCACCAGAUGAGCCACUAAAGGUACGAUGGGUGGAAGCCUACUUUCCCUUCACUUCGCCUUCGUGGGAGCUCGAAGUCUUUUGGCAAGGCGAUUGGCUCGAAGUCCUCGGUUGUGGCAUCGUCUCACAACCCAUAUUAAAUAAUGCCUCGGUCCCCAACCGCAUAGGCUGGGCUUUCGGCAUAGGUCUAGAACGCAUCGCUAUGCUGCUCUACUCCAUCCCGGAUAUACGCCUGUUUUGGUCAAAGGACAAUCGGUUCUUAUCACAGUUCAGCGAGCAGAAAGCCAUUCGCCGCUUCGUGCCUUUUAGCAAACACCCUGCAUGUUUCAAGGACGUAAGCUUCUGGUUGAGGAGUAGCUCGAACGCUGCUGGUGGAGCCGCAGCCAUUCAUCCGCCUGCAGGAGGUAUGUCAAACAACUCGCCCAUAGCAUCCUCCACGCAAUCCUCGAAUCCAUCAGCACCAACUGGUGCACCAAUCCCACCAGCGGCUCCCGCGCCACCGUCCUCCAUCUUCCACGAGAACGACGUGAUGGAAAUCGCGCGAGAAGUCUGCGGUGAUCUUGUGGAAGAUGUGCGCCUAACGGAUGAAUUCGUGCAUCCCAAGACUGGGCGCAAGAGCAUGUGCUACCGCAUCAACUACCGCAGCUUGGAACGCACACUUACGAACGAGGAGACUAACGAGCUGCAUGAGCGGCUGAGGGGCUUACUUGUGGAGAGGCUGGGCGUUGAGCUAAGAUAG